Pelobates fuscus (common spadefoot toad) is the source of this 3426-nucleotide messenger RNA. RefSeq names its product phosphoribosyl pyrophosphate synthetase associated protein 1 (gene PRPSAP1). NCBI's taxonomy places the organism in Eukaryota, Metazoa, Chordata, Amphibia, Anura, Pelobatidae. The record is from RefSeq and is a predicted model, not a curated record. Bases 1284 to 2474 code for a protein of 396 amino acids. Gene Ontology annotation, cellular component: cytoplasm; ribose phosphate diphosphokinase complex. Gene Ontology annotation, molecular function: magnesium ion binding; ATP binding; ribose phosphate diphosphokinase activity. Gene Ontology annotation, biological process: 5-phosphoribose 1-diphosphate biosynthetic process; purine nucleotide biosynthetic process. The transcript has 11 exons.
GUUUAAGACUACAGCUGAGGUUUUCCCAUGUCCGAUCUUUUUUGCCUGCAUUUUGCCAUUUGGAUUUGAUUCAAUAAAGUUUAGUGAUAUUCUUUUGAAAUUGAAACCUUUAGUGAUGCAAUAGCACAAUUGACAGCAUGUUACUAAAAUGCAGUGUUUACCUCUGUUUUUAGUUUAUUCAGCUGUAAACCUGUGUGUAACGGAUAAGAAUGAGUUUAUUGUUUCUUUGGAUCAUGAUGCUACCCAUACCUCAUAGAAAGUUUGUACUGUAGCGAAAAGUUUAGUUUGUGGCGUUGGAGUGCCUACAUUUUGUGAGAUUACUCUAGCCGAACAAUAUUUCCAUGAAGCGGUGUUAUUUCUUGGUAUGUGUAUAAUAGUUCCAGGGUGCAGUAGUUGUGGCAUUCGAAAAAUUCAACCUGACUUCAAAGCUUCUCAUAAGACUGUGAUUCGAUUCAACAGUCCUUUGUUUCUCUCCAUCCUUGAAGUUUUUGUUUGUUUUUAUUUGAACAGUGAGACUGGUUUACCAGAAAUUCUUAAUGUACACAAUGCUAAUUUCAUAUGAACAGUAUACCCAUUAAUAUAGCUUAAAGGAAUACUCCAAGCAACAUAAUCACUCCAGCCUGCUGUAGUGGUUAUGGUAUCAGGAGUGCCCUGGCGCCGGCCUAGUGUAAUAUAUCCAACUGUUUUUUUUUUACAGUUUUACAACAUACUCAGUCUGUCUAUUACUACAGUAGAAGGCGGAACUCUCUAUUAGACCAAUCUAGGACCACACUCAUUGGCUGAGAUCGCAUACCUGUAUAGGCCUAACGGCCCAGGUUCACUUUCAGGAUGCACUUUAGUACAACACGGACAACUGCAACUCACCACUAGUUUAUCUGCUUCUCAAAACUAUACUCAUCACUCCGUUGUCCAUAACUAAUGUAUUUUUGCUUCUCGUAAAUUCCUUUGCUCAGUUUUGACUAAACGUGUUCUCCUUUCUGCUCCCUAUUAUUGGAACACCCUACCCUUCAGAUGUCUCCAAGCCAUCCCAACUUCAGUGUCAAACCCAAAUUGCUCUUACGCUGUACAUUACUUUACUGUGAUUUAUAUACUGAUUUCAUAUUUUGUUUAUUGCAGUAUUGUCACAAAUUGAUCAUCUUACUAUAUGUAUGCCCCCCACCCCCCAAUUCAAAUUUGGGUUGCUACUAAUUAAAUAACGUUUUAUUGUUUUUAGUAUUGAUUGUGUGUGUCCUGGUUUUGUGUUGAUGAGGGAGCUGUAUUAGUGUAUUUCAGGAGUCCUCAUCAUGCCAAGAAGGAUGCUAACGCCUCACAAGUCUGUUUUCUCUUACUCCCGGCCCCCAAAGUGGCUAAAUGGUCCAAUUACCAUGAACUCGGCCAGAUGUGGGUACCGCGUCUUUUCCGCUAACUCCAGCGCAGUGUGUAUGGAACUGGCCAAGAAAAUCACAGAGCGACUGGGUGUAGAACUGGGAAAAGCUGUUGUUUACCAAGAAACUAAUGGAGAAACCAGAGUUGAAAUUAAGGAAUCAGUCCGUGGCCAGGACAUUUUCAUAAUACAGACUAUCCCAAGGGAUGUCAACACUGCAAUAAUGGAACUUCUUAUCAUGGCUUAUGCUUUGAAGACAUCCUGUGCCAAAAAUAUCAUUGGUGUGAUUCCAUAUUUCCCGUAUAGCAAACAGAGCAAGAUGCGUAAGAGAGGCUCCAUUGUGUGCAAGCUGCUUGCAUCAAUGCUAUCCAAUGCAGGGCUAACACAUAUUAUCACUAUGGAUCUGCACCAAAAGGAGAUUCAGGGUUUCUUCAAUUUCCCUGUGGACAACCUGAGAGCCUCACCUUUCUUGCUUCAGUACAUACAGGAAGAGAUACAGGAUUACAGAAAUGCAGUCAUAGUUGCCAAGUCUCCUGAUGCAGCAAAGAGGGCACAGUCUUAUGCUGAACGCCUUCGACUCGGGCUUGCAGUGAUUCACGGGGAAGCUCAGUGCGCAGAGCUUGACAUGGCCGACGGGCGCCACUCUCCACCUACUGUGAAGAAUACUACCGUACAUCCAGGACUGGGGAUCCCUAGCAAACGCCAGCCUCCGUUUCCAGGCAUAGAACUGCCAAUGAUGAUUGCCAAAGAGAAGCCCCCGAUUAGUGUUGUAGGAGAUGUUGGGGGAAGAAUCGCUAUCAUAGUGGAUGACAUUAUUGAUGAAGUGGAGAGCUUUGUGGCUGCAGCGGAAAUUCUUAAGGAGAGAGGCGCAUACAAAAUCUUAGUGAUGGCAACCCAUGGGAUCCUGUCUGCAGACGCACCACACCUUAUAGAGGACUCCUCUAUUGAUGAGGUUGUAGUUACAAAUACCGUCCCCCAUGAAGUUCAGAAGCUACAGUGCUCCAAGAUCAAGACAGUGGACAUCAGUCUGAUCUUGUCAGAGGCCAUUCGGCGUAUACAUAAUGGAGAAUCUAUGUCCUAUCUGUUCCGUAACAUUACAAUGGAUGACUGAGUGUGGCUUUCCCCCUCAGCACCCAAAGGGACUGUGCGUCUUCUCUAAGCAGAUAAGGCAGAAUUUGCAAGGUAGUUGAAGGUGGACAGGAGUCUAGUAGCACCUAAAUUGAGCAUCAUCCUGUCUAAUUUUGCAUAUACACUACGGGCACUUUUACUUUACUGUCGGAUAUGGGGGACCACUGUACACCCUACCAAAACCGAGCAGUAGUGUAGAGCAGAAAUUAUGUGAUUGCAGGUAGGGGUUGGGGAUGUGGGAGCACGGGGUGAAGCAUUAGCUGUGAAGACCAACUUUGUCCAUCUAGAAGUGAUUCAUUAAUCUCUUGUCUACAACUUAACUCUAUCUAGCACUUUUGACCAUGACGGGUUAGAGAAGUUGUGAACAAUCCAUCAGCUCUGCCAUUUAAUCCGCCGUUACUGGCAAAAAACAGAAACCCACAACUAAUAUUAAUACAUAGCUGAUUAGAGAGUCCAUGGCAGCGAUUCACAUAGGAUUGCAGAUUGCAAACGUCUUCAAAUACAUGAAACAAAAAAUAUGCUCAUGUAAACAUUCAUGUACAUAGUUGCAUAUUGCGUUGGGUAUGAAAAGGUGUGUUUUCAUCUUGCGUAUUGAUUGUUGAGUACUGUAUACAUAGCCAUCGCAUGUUUCUAAGUAAACAGUGAAUGUAAUGGACAUAUUAUAAUUUCGAUAUGUUUGUAUAUAUCCAUCUGUACAAGAUACACACACACACACACCUACUGUAUAUACAUAGAUCAUUGUAUUAUGUAUGUAGUUUGUGUGUGUAUGUUUACAUGACACAUGCAUUGUACAUAUAUAUUCCCUGUAUAUAAGAUGAUGUCCAGGCCUGCCUCGGGUUGUGUUGUCCGUGCUAUCAGAAAGUUUCAAUGAGCCUCUUAUAAUUAGGACUCCCUAAAUAAAGUCAUUUGGCAUGAACAGCCAAAAACUGUCAAAA